CCUGAACCGAGAACCCCACUAGUAACGUGGGGAAAAGUAGCUUUGCUGUAUCUUGGGAUGAAGUACACAUCACGGAGAUUCAUCGACCUCAUUCAGCGUGCUACAUCCAAGUGGAUUAACUGGGAUCCAACAAGAAGGGUUGCAGUGGGCGACUAUGGAACGAUCAUCAAUGAAACCGGGGAAUUCGAUUGGGAAGGAAACAUAUACAGCCCACAUUUCCAGGAGCAGCUUAAAUCAUCCAAAUACAAGCUCAACAUUGACCUAGCAGAUCCGGCACUUCGCCCCAAUGAACAGGAAGCGGGGGACGAUCAUUUCAUCAUCAAAUCAUGGGGUGUCACUAGCAAGGAGAAUUACGAAUAUCCUGAAGCAGGCGUGCAGAGUGCAAUGAAUGUCUUCAAAAUCGAUUUGCAGUUCGACGGUAACAAGCCAGCAGCUGUGUUGGUCAUGUACAAGCCAAGAUACACUAGCCUUCCGCAUGACGAACGCAUCAUCAGGCUGUUGAAGUCCAUGCCUGGUAUCUUGAAAGGGAAGUACAUCGUCACCGAAGUUAUAUCUUGUGCAGCAUAUAUGAUGCAUAUGUCGGACCAGACAGCGGAAAAUUUUUCUGUAACACUCAAAGCCACCGAACCUGUUUUACCAGCUGUCGCUGCUGGAAAAACAGUCGAUUUUACCUGGUCUUCGGAAGCCAAAUAUGGUUUCACGCGUCACGGAAGUGACCCGACCCACAACUAUAUGCCCUUGUACAGGUUGAAAAUACCUCGUCCCAAGUUCUGGGAGUGGCCUUCGGGCCACCGCUAAACUUAAAAUAAUUGAUGAACUCAUCAGGCUCUUUCUCUUGUUACUUAGUAAAGCCUCAUAUAAGGGUGACCUAGUAGGGAUUCACUCCUCCAUCUGCUGCCAACUGAACCCGCUGAAGGAAUAAUCGCUCUUGUUGUGGAAUAAUAUUUUUACUGUACUGAUAGAGUGUUCUUUCAUACAUAACAUAGUGAAUGCAUGCAUGCAUACCACACGA
Messenger RNA from Suillus subalutaceus, 1012 nucleotides. RefSeq lists its product as uncharacterized. NCBI's taxonomy places the organism in Eukaryota, Fungi, Basidiomycota, Agaricomycetes, Boletales, Suillaceae. The transcript has 4 exons. The record is from RefSeq and is a predicted model, not a curated record. The coding region runs from base 58 to 798 and encodes 246 amino acids.